This is a messenger RNA of Drosophila guanche, 694 nucleotides long. RefSeq lists its product as uncharacterized. Lineage: Eukaryota; Metazoa; Arthropoda; Insecta; Diptera; Drosophilidae. Gene Ontology annotation, molecular function: N-acetyltransferase activity. Bases 86 to 670 code for a protein of 194 amino acids. The record is from RefSeq and is a predicted model, not a curated record. The transcript has a single exon.
AGCAACCCUACAGGCGCGCCCGCAUACAACAUGCAAGAAACCACAAAAGAUGGCAUUACCAUGCGCACCAUGAACCUGGAGGACUAUGAGAGCAUCAGAAAGGUUUUUCAAUGGUGAACCCCUCUUCGCUGCCAUAGCUGGACCAAUAGAUCCAAAGAGAUGGAAACGCCUCGAUGAAUAUCACGAAUCGUUGAUUGUGGACGGUAUGUGUGUCGUGGCCAUCGAUGAGGAGCAGAAUGGACGCGUUGUGAGGUUUGUGCUGGCCGAAGGACAGUGUCCCGAAGAUGUGGAGAAGCAUCGCCAAGAAGCCGAAGGUAGUGGACACAUCAAGCGUUUACUCUCCAAAGUGGAAGUCGAGGCUAACAUCUUCGAGCGUUAUGGAUUGUCCAAAUUGCUGUACUCCCACUUGACCUGUGUGGAUGUUUCGAUGAGGGGCAAGGGAUUGGGUCAGCGUCUGGCUAACUGCGCCAUGGAUCUGGGCAGAUCUAAGGGCUACCCACUGAUGGCGGCUUUCUGUACGAGUUUUUAUUCGGCGCGACAGAAGGAGGCAUUGGGAAUGGAGUGUAUUUAUUCCCUGAAGUAUGAGGACUACAAGGAUGCAGAGGGUAAAGUGGUAUUUUUUCCACCAGAGCCUCAUAAGGAGAUACGAGUACUGGCCAUAAAACUAUAAACGAUUCUCUCUACGACUUGCUUU